Rosa chinensis is the source of this 258-nucleotide messenger RNA. RefSeq names its product tubulin-folding cofactor A. Gene Ontology annotation, molecular function: beta-tubulin binding. Gene Ontology annotation, cellular component: cytosol; microtubule cytoskeleton. The record is from RefSeq and is a predicted model, not a curated record. The transcript has 2 exons. Gene Ontology annotation, biological process: post-chaperonin tubulin folding pathway; tubulin complex assembly. Lineage: Eukaryota; Viridiplantae; Streptophyta; Magnoliopsida; Rosales; Rosaceae. The coding region runs from base 1 to 258 and encodes 85 amino acids.
AUGGCAACUAUAAGGAAUUUGAAAAUCAAGACUGGGACUUGUAAACGCCUCGUUAAGGAGUUUGAUUCUUAUGAGAAAGAGGUUGUGAGAGAGGCUGCGAAAAGAGCAGACAUGAAGGGGAAAGGAGCUGAUCCUUAUGACCUCAACUAUCUUUCCCAGUUUUUUAAGCAAUGCAUUUAUGUUCAGGCUGAGUUGGAAGAAGAGUUGAACCAGAAUGAAGGCCCUAAAAUUGAAGAAGCUCGGACAAAUAAUUUGUAG